UAUGAAUACUCCUGACCAAGCACCUAAUUACGGUCAACGCCCCUGAUUUGCUGAUGGGAUUAAUGCGUGAACCAAUGAGGUGACCUUUUAGAUGCUGAGAUGAUUAAAUGACUUUUAUACAGUACGCCUCUUUCUCCUCUCUUCUGAUUGGGCGCCGGUGAUGUCAGUCAUCACGCAACAUGGCGGACGUUGAAUUGCAGCAGAGCUGGUGAGGGGGAGCCGGAGAAGCAGGAAUACAGUGAGAAACCGCGGAGGGAAGGCUGCAUUUGCAGCCCGGCAGAAAGAGGAAAGGAUGCCGUCUCCUUCUUUUUCCCUGGAUGCCCAGCUGAGGUUCCACGACAAAUGGCUGAAGAUAGAUCUGCAGCGUGCAUUCUCUUCAGAGGGACUGAGUGAGAUGUGGAAUGAAAUGGUAAAGGAUGAAGAGAUUGUCUUUGACAGAGAGGAAUCUGCCUAUCCAGAGGACUCUGCAGAUUGUGCUGGUGCCCAGAAGAAGGAUGAGUCCAAUGAUAAGGAGAAGAAAGAGGAAGAGGAGGCGUCGUUGUCGUCUGUCCAUCAUUCAAUCAUUGAGACCUGGGAUUGGGGGCGGCAGCCAGAUGAGGUGGAACUAAUUGACUGUCGUGCUGUACUGGUGGACGACCAGCAGAAACUGGCUGCACAGACAGCUAAAAGCACUUUGUCCGCGCGACGUCUGAGCCAGCGGCUGCUCAUCCUGGAACGCUACCUCAUCUCCCUCACUCACAGCAUGAUGGAGGAGAGGUAUAAAGUUCGGUGGAAGAGUCCCCCCAGCCCCCCGCUGCCCACGGUGGAUAACAAAAGCACUCGUCCUGUCAGUAAAGGAGUGGAGGGUUUGGCUCGAGUCGGGUCAAGGGCUGCUCUUUCGUUCGCUUUUGCUUUCUUGCGCAGAGCUUGGAGGUCUGGUGAUGAUGCAGACCUGUGCAGUGAGCUGCUGCAGGAGUCUCUAGAUGCUUUGCGUGCUCUUCCAGAGGCCACUCUGUUUGACGAGGGUACAGUGUCAUCUGUCUGGCUAGAAGUUGUUGAGAGAGCUACAAAAUUCCUCAGUGAUGUUCAUGGAGGUGGAAGCAGCAAAACCCCAACCAGCAUUCCACUGCAGGACCAGCACCUGGCCCUUGCGAUUCUGCUGGAGCUAGCUGUUCAAAGAGGCACACUCAGUCAGCUGCUGUCAGCAGUGCUGCUGCUGUUGAGGUUGUGGGACAGUGGAACCAGAGAGAUGGAUAAUGAGCGAUCCAGCCAGGGCACCAGUGCUCCCUUACUGCCGCUUCUGCAGCGCUUCCACAACAUCCACAGCAGCAAGGAGGAGCCAAUUCAAGAAGAGGAGGUUGAGAUACUGUCUGCACCACUGAGCCCGAAUGAGAGUUUCCUGCGCUACCUGACCUUGCCCCAAGACAAUGACCUGGCCAUUGACCUUCGACAGACAGCUGUGGUCAUCAUGGCCCACUUGGAUCGCCUGGCUGUCCCAUGUAGCCCUCCACAGUGCAGCUCACCCACCUCGGGCAAGGACCAUGGCCCUGUGCAGGGUACAUUGCAGGAGGUGAUUGGCUGGGGUCUGCUGGGAUGGAAGGUUUAUGCUAACGUGAACGGACCAAUCCAGUGCAAGGCUUUGUCCAGCCUGGGCGUAACCCAGAUUGUGUGCUCAGAGAAGGGAUUUCUCAUUCUGUCCAUCUCUGGUGCCGUCUACACCCAGAACUAUAAAAGUACUACCCUGUCGCCUAUGUUAGUGCACGGGCUGUCAUCCAGGAAGAUAGUGAAGCUGGCAGCUCACCCAGAAGGCCAGCACUACUUGGCUCUUUCAGCCAAUGGAGAGGUUUUCUCCUGGGGCUGUGGAGAUGGAGGUCGCCUGGGACAUGGAGACACCACGUACUUGGAAGAGCCCACCAUGAUCGCGGCGUUCUCUGGGAAGCAGGUUGGGAAGCAUGUGGUGCACAUAGCCUGUGGCAGCACCUACAGUGCUGCUAUCACAGCAGAUGGAGAGCUGUUCACAUGGGGCCGAGGCAACUACGGCAGGCUGGGCCAUGGCUCCAGUGAGGAUCAGACCACCCCCAUGCUGGUGACUGCUCUGAAAGGGCUGAAGGUGAUAGAUGUGGCGUGUGGAAGUGGUGAUGCGCAGACACUCUCUGUCACAGAGAAUGGCCAGGUGUGGUCGUGGGGUGACGGGGACUAUGGGAAGCUGGGCCGCGGGGGCAGCGAUGGCUGUAAGAGCCCUAAGCUGGUGGAGAAGCUCCAAGAUUUAGAUAUAGUGAAAGUGUGCUGUGGCAGCCAGUUCUCUGUGGCCCUCACCAAAGAUGGGCAGGUGUAUACCUGGGGCAAAGGUGAUAACCAGCGUCUUGGCCACGGCACUGAUGAGCAUGUCCGCUACCCCAAACUGCUGGACAGUCUACAAGGUAAAAAGGUGGUGGAUAUAGCGGUGGGCUCCACACACUGCCUGGCCCUCACUGAGGAUGGAGAGGUACACAGCUGGGGAAGCAAUGAUAAACUACAGCACUUUGACACUCUCUUCUCCAACAAGAAGCAGCCCAAAGCCCUGCCAGGCCUCAACUCCAAACACAUAGUGGGCAUCUCUUGUGGCCCAGGCCAGAGUUUUGCAUGGUCCUCCUGCUCGGAGUGGUCAGUGGGGCUCCGUGUUCCAUUUGUAGUGGACGUGUGUCCCAUGACUUUUGAGCAGCUGGACUUGCUGCUGCGGCAGGUCAGCGAGGGCAUGGACGGCAGCUCGGACUGGCCACCACCACAAGAGAAGGAGUGUAUGGUGGUGGCCACACUCAACCUGCUCAGACUACAGCUCCAUGCAGCCAUCAGUAAUCAGGUGGACCCAGAGGAGCUUGGGCUGGGGCUGGGCAGCAGCCUGCUCAACAACCUCAAGCAGACGGUGGUGACGCUGGCCAGCAACGCCGGGGUGCUGAACACGGUGCAGGCAGCCGCACAGGCUGUGCUCCAGAGUGGCUGGUCAGUUCUACUGCCAACUGCAGAGGAACGAGCUCGAGCCCUCUCCUCACUGCUGCCCAACGCAGCCUCUGGUAAUGAGAUGAGUGUGAGUCCAGGUCGCCGCUUCAUGAUUGACCUUCUGGUCAGCAGUCUAAUGGCAGACGGGGGACUGGAGUCUGCUCUUAACGCUGCCAUCACAGCUGAGAUCCAGGAUAUUGAGGCUAAGAAGGAGGCCCAAAAAGAAAAGGAGAUAGACGAGCAGGAAGCCAAUGCGUCCACACUGCAUCGCUGUCGCACCGCUCUGGAUAAAGACCUCAUAAACACCGGCAUCUAUGAGUCUGCAAGCAAGCAGAGCUUACCACUGGUCCAGCUCGUUCAACAGCUUCUCAGGAAUAUUGCAUCACAGACUAUAGCACGGCUGAAAGAUGUGGCACGGCGCAUUUCAAACUGCCAGGAUGCAGAGCAAGUGAGUAAAGAGCGCUCUGCUUCCCUGGACCUGCUUCUACGCUUUCAGAGACUUCUGGUCUGCAAGCUCUAUGUGGGAGUCAACGGCACUGUCGGAGUUGGUGGAUACACUUUAAGUCAUCCUGAGAUUUUGGGAGUGGGCUCUUUGUUGAAGAAGUACAUCGCAUUGCUGUGCACACACAUUGGUGACAUCCUGCCUGUGGCCACCAGCAUCGCUUUCAACAGUCAUCGCCACUUUGCAGAGGUGUCCCGUGUCAUUGAGGGAGAUCUUACUGGUGUGUUGCUCCCCGAGCUGGUGGUGUCCAUCGUGCUGCUACUAACUCUGGAUGCGAGCCUGAUGCAGGAGACUGGUUCCAUCCCUUUGCUGGCUGCUCUGCUGGAACAUCUGGAUCGCUUUAACCACCUCGCCCCAGGCCAUGAGAGAGAUGACAGUGAAGAUCUGGCCUGGCCUGGUCUCAUGGGGUCUUUUUUCAAUGGGCCGAGCUCAAAGAACAACGAAGAGGUUUCUCUCAUCCGCAAAGCCGACCUGGAGAACCACAACAAAGAUGGUGGCUUUUGGACGGUCAUUGACGGGAAGGUCUAUGACAUUAAGGACUUUCAGGCCCAGUCUCUUACGGGAAACACUAUUCUUGCUCAGUUUGCUGGAGAAGAUCCUGUGGUGGCUUUAGAGGCUGCUCUACAAUUUGAAGACACCAGGGAGUCAAUGCAGGCUUUUUGCGUGGGACAAUAUAUGGAACCCAAUCAGGAGACCGUGACGACACCGGACCUGAGCAGCCUGUCCUCUCCUCUUAUAGACACUGAGAGAAACUUGGGCCUGCUGCUUGGCCUGCAUGCCUCCUUCCUGGCCAUGAGCACACCACUCUCUCGAAUAGAGAUAGAAUGUGCCAAGUGGCUCCAGUCAUCAAUCUUCUGUGGCGGUCUGCAGACCAGUCAGAUCCAUUAUAAUUAUAAUGAGGAGAAAGAUGAGGACCAUUGCAGCUCUCCAGGGACCACUACACCUGACAAAGCCAAACUCUACUCCCGCAGAAUCACCCUCAGCGACCACGCACAGCCCUUUCUGCAGGCUAUUGCUGAUAACACUACCCAGGACCACACUGUGAAGGACUUUUUAUGCCAAAUCGAGCGGUGCUGUAAGCAGUAUCAUCUCAUCACACCCAUCACUUUCCCGCCAGAGCACCCUGUGGAGGAAGUGGGCCGCCUGCUGCUCUGCUGCCUUCUUAAACACCAGGACCUCGGUCACGUCGCCCUCUCGCUGGUCAAUCAAUGUGCCUUGGCUGUGGACCAGGGGAAACAAAGGUCCCUCCCCAAAUCUGUGAUUGAUGUGUGUCGCAUGGUGUACCAGGCCAAGUGCUCUUUAAUCAAGACCCAUCAGGAGCAGGGCCGCUCCUACAAGGAAGUGUGUGCUCCUGUGAUCGAGAGGCUGCGAUUUCUCUUCAAUGAGCUGAGGCCUGCUGUCAGUAAUUACCUGUCCAUUGUGUGCAAGCUGAAGCUGUUGAGCUCGCAGCCUCGCUGGAAAAUGAUCACCCGGAAGCUGAUCAGGGAGUGCAGGAAAAAGAGAGUGCCUAAGAAGUCAGAAUCUGCUGAUGUGGAGGAGUGUAAGCAGGAGAGGGAGAGGGAAGGGACCAAUGAGGAGGAACCUCCACCACCCAUAAGCCCCACACCCGUAGACAAGAAACAAAUCACCGUCAAAUCACCUAAGCAGGAUAAGUGGCAGCCCCUGCUCAACACUGUGGCCACUGUUCAGAAAUACCGCUGGUUGAAGCACAGCGUGCAGAGCCCGUGCUCUCAGUCCAGCCUCAUGGGUACCAUAGUGGAGUUCGCUCUCAAAGAGGAACCUCUUGAUGUGGAGAAGAUGAGGAAGUGCCUUCUUAAACAGCUGGAACGAGCUGAAGUGAGGCUAGAGGGCAUAGACACCAUGCUGAAACUAACAUCCAAAGGCUUCCUGCUGCCCUCUGUACAGUAUGCCAUGCUGUGUGGCUGGCAAAGGGUGAUCCCUGAAGGGCCUAAUAUAGGGGAGCCUCUGUCGGACUGCCUGAAAGAUGUGUACCUCAUUCCUCCCUUUAACCGCAUGUUGCUGGAAGUCACCUUCGGUAAACUGUACAGCUGGGCCAUCCAGAACGUCCGCAACAUACUGCUGGAGGCCAGCGUCAAAUUUAAAGAACUGGGAGUGCAGCCUGUGCCUCUGCAGACAAUCACAAACGAGAACCCAGCAGGGCCAAGUUUGGGCACCAUUCCUCAGGCACGUUUCCUCCUGGCCAUGCUUCAAAUACUGACCCUCAAACAUGGAGCCAACAGCCUCAGCUUGCUGCUCAACUCAGGCGCGCUGGCCCUAACACAGAGUGUUCUGCGUCUCAUUGGUCCCAGUUCAGACAGCACGGAGGAGGAUCUGAGCUCUGGUGUUCAUGGAGGCUCAGCCACAGUACUGGAGGAGUCUCGGAAAGAGACCGUCCCCGCUCCCCUCCCUGCCUCUGGCCCUGAGCUGGCUGCCAUGAUGAAGAUUGGCACCAGAGUGAUGAGGGGACAGGACUGGAAGUGGGGUGAUCAGGAUGGCCCUCCUCCAGGUCUUGGGCGAGUGAUUGGGGAGUUGGGGGAGGAUGGCUGGAUUCGGGUGCAGUGGGACACCAGCAGCACUAAUUCCUACAGGAUGGGCAAAGAAGGCAAAUAUGACCUCAAACUAGCAGAGCCUCCUCCUGCUACACAGCCUGCUAUGGAAGAUUCUGACACAGAGGAUGAUACUGAAGGAGAGGUAAUGGAGAAGAGUACGCACCCCACGGCCGUUAUGUUGACCAGCACAGUGAAUCUGCUGAAGACUCUGUCUCUUUCGGCUGGAAUUCAUGCGGAGGUGAUGCAGACUGAAGCCACCAGGACUCUGUGUGGUCUUCUUCGCAUGCUGGUGGAGAGUGGCGCCAACGACCCGACUGGUUGUCCAUCUCACAGGCUGGUGUCUCGAGAGCAGCACAGGAGUUGGUGUACUUUGGGCUUUAUCCGCAGCAUAGCGCUCAUGCCUCAAAUGUGCAGCACUCUGAGCUCCUCUGCAUGGAUCAACCUGCUUAUACGCAUUGUGGAGGGCCACCAGUCUUUUACAGCAAUCACAUUACAGAGACAGAUCCUGGCACUCCGGUUACUGCAGGCAGUGCUGCCGUCCUGGGAUAAGAUGGAGCGCUCCCAAGAUAUGAAGUUUUUGGUGGAGAAGCUAUUUGGCUUCCUGGGCAGCCUUCUCAGCACCUGCUCCUCAGACCUGCCACUGCUCAGAGAGGGUUCUCUGCGUAGAAGGAAGUCUCGCCCACAGGCCUCUUUGACAGCCACUCACAGCAGCACGCUGGCGGAGGAGAUUGUGGCUGUUCUGCGUACGCUGCACUCUCUCAACCAGUGGAAUGGCCUCAUCAAUGAGUACAUUAACUCUCAGCUCAGUGGCAUUGGAGACGUGAUGGCUGGACGUGUGUCGGAAGCGACACUGCUGGAGGAGUACUUUCCAAAUGCAGAAGCUCCGGUAGUGGGCAGUCUAAUGGCUGUGCUGGCGGUGAUCGGUGGAAUUGAUGGACGUCUCCGAUUGGGUGGUCAAGUGGUCCAUGAGGAGUAUGGGGAGGGCACAGUCACGCGCAUCACUCCUAAAGGACGAAUCACUGUGCAGUUUUACGAAAUGAGGACGUGCCGAGUGUGUUUGUUAAGCCAGCUCAAACCGCUGCCUGUAUUGUCCUUCAGUGUUCAGAACCUGCCCUUUACAGAGCCUAUGCUGGCUGUGUGGGCUCAGCUUGUCAACCUGGCAGGGAGCAAGCUGGAAAAGCAGCGCAUGAAGACAUCCCUCAGCAGAGGACUUGCUGCAGACCAGGUGGACUUGCACUUGCUGCGGUGUCAACAGCUGAGACUGUACAUCCUAAAAGCUGCACGGGCAUUGCUCUCCCACCAGGACAAACUCAGACAGAUCCUUUCACAGCCGGCUGUUGCAGACACCAACCCUAACCCCAGUGAGGAACCGGUUGUGUCAUCUCCUGAUGUAGGAGAUUUGUCCCCAGAGGGUCCUCUGCCUCCUCUUAUCCUCCUCCAGCAGCUGCUCUCUGCUGCUACUCAGCCUUCACCCAUCAAAGCAAUCUUCGACAGGCAGGAGCUGGAGGCUGCAGCUCUGGCUGUGUGUCAGUUCCUGGCAGUGGAGUCCACUCACCCCUCAUCUCCGCUGUUUGAGGAGAGCAGUUCUAGUGAGGCCACCACUCCAGUCACUGUACAGCAUGUUCGACCUCCUAAGCAGAAGAAACACAAGACUUCUCCCGUGCCUCCAGCACCCAUAGUACUGCAGCUUAUGGAGAUGGGCUUCCAGAGGAAAAACAUUGAGUUUGCCCUUAAAUCCCUAUCUGGAACCACUGGCAGCGCCUCUGGAGUUCCAGGUGUGGAGGCGCUGGUGGGCUGGCUGUUGGAUCACCCUGAUGUGCACGUCACAGAGCUGUCUGAUGCAGACACUGUGUCUGAUGAGUACUCGGAUGAAGAAGUGCUGGAGGAGCUGGAGGAGCAGGAAGCAGCUUUUCCUGUGCCUCCUGGAGUUGUGGUCACAGAGAGUCAGACAUUUAAGAAGAGGUCAGAUUUCCAGAGUAAUGAUGACUAUGCUGUGUAUGUAAGAGAGAACAUUCAGGUUGGAAUGAUGGUGAAGUGUUGCAGGACGUAUGAAGAAGUGUAUGAGGGAGAUGUUGGGAAAGUGAUCAAGCUAGAUAGAGACGGCCUGCAUGAUCUGAACGUGCAGUGUGACUGGCAACAGAAAGGAGGCACCUACUGGGUCCGCUACAUCCACACUGAACUGCUGGGAUUUCCUCCUCAGAGUUCUCCAUCUCACAUUAAGAUCGGAGACAAGGUGCGGGUCAAGCCUACAGUCACAACACCAAAGUACAAGUGGGGCUCUGUAACACACAGAAGUGUGGGCACAGUUAAAGCUUUCAGUGCCAAUGGGAAGGAUGUGAUCGUUGAUUUCCCACAGCAGUCCCACUGGACAGGCUUGCUCUCAGAGAUGGAGCUGGUGCCUAGUGUACAUCCUGGGGUCAGGUGUGACGGAUGCCAGAUGUUCCCCAUUAACGGGCCCAGGUUUAAGUGCCGGAGCUGCGACGACUUUGACUUCUGUGAGAGUUGCUUCAAAACCCGUAAACACAACCCCAGACACUCAUUUGGACGGAUAAAUGAACCAGGUCAGUCCCCAGCCUUUAGUGGGCGCUCAGGAAAGCAGCUGAAGAGACACCACAGCAGCCAACGAGGCAUGCUUAUAGACGAGUGGUCCAGAGCAGUGAAGAACCUCAACGUGUCCUCGUCAGUUAACCAGGCCUCAAGACUUAUAGACUGUGGAGAUCAGUGCUGGCAGUCCUCUGGUUCUCAGGGCAAGCACUGGAUCCGAUUGGAGCUGUUCCCGGAUGUUUUGGUGCACAGGCUGAAGAUGAUGGUGGAUCCAGCAGAUAGCAGCUACAUGCCUUCCCUGGUAGUGGUGUCAGGUGGAAGUUCCUUAAACAACCUGAUUGAGCUGAAGACCAUCAACAUUAACCCUACAGAUACUACUGUUUCCUUGCUAAAUGAUUGCACUGAGUACCACAGGUACAUAGAGAUAGCCAUAAAGCAGUGCCGGAGCUCAGGGAUCGACUGCAAGAUCCAUGGGCUGAGCAUUGUGGGUCGUAUCCGCGCUGAGGAUGAAGACCUGGCAACCGUGCCUUUUCUGGCAUCAGACAAUGAAGAGGAGGAAGAUGAUAAAGCAGCCACUGGAAGCCUCGCUAGGAAGAGGUCUUCAGGGCUGGAGUCUGCUGCCUCCAUUAGAACCAAAGUGUUUGUGUGGGGUCUUAACGAUAAAGACCAGUUGGGUGGUCUCAAAGGUUCCAAAAUCAAAGUUCCGUCGUUCUCUGAGACGCUCUCAGCUCUGAAUGUAGUCCAGGUGUCUGGAGGCUCCAAAAGCCUAUUUGCAGUAACUGCAGAGGGAAAAGUCUAUGCGUGUGGGGAAGCUACCAAUGGCAGGUUGGGCUUGGGACUAUCCAGUGGUACUAUACCGAUUCCUCGUCAGGUCUCUGCCCUCAGCAACUACGUGGUGAAGAAAGUUGCAGUACAUUCAGGUGGGCGCCAUGCCAUGGCUCUGACGGUAGAUGGAAAAGUGUUUUCUUGGGGCGAGGGAGAUGAUGGCAAACUAGGGCAUUUCAGUAGGAUGAACUGUGAUAAGCCAAGACUGAUUGAAGCACUGAAGACCAAGAGGAUUCGGGACAUUGCCUGUGGCAGCUCCCACAGUGCAGCUAUCACUUCCAGUGGAGAGCUGUACAGCUGGGGUCUUGGCGAAUACGGCCGGCUUGGGCAUGGAGACAAUACCACCCAGCUCAGGCCUAAACUGGUUAAAGUGCUGUUGGGUCACAGAGUUAUUCAGGUGGCAUGCGGAAGCCGUGAUGCUCAGACUCUGGCUCUUACAGAUGAAGGACUGGUGUUCUCGUGGGGAGAUGGAGACUUUGGGAAGUUGGGCCGUGGGGGAAGUGAGGGCUGCAAUAUCCCUCAGAACAUUGAGCGGCUGAACGGUCAGGGAGUGUGUCAGAUUGAAUGUGGAGCUCAGUUCUCCCUCGCUCUCACCAAAUCAGGAGUUGUCUGGACCUGGGGGAAAGGGGAUUACUUUCGUCUGGGUCACGGCACAGAUGUGCACGUGCGGAAGCCCCAGAUGGUGGAGGGAUUGCGAGGCAAGAAGAUCGUUCAUGUUGCUGUGGGGGCCCUUCACUGCUUGGCAGUCACAGAGACUGGACAGGUAUUCGCCUGGGGAGAUAAUGACCAUGGGCAGCAGGGUAACGGCACUACCACAGUGAACAGGAAACCCACACUCGUUCAGGGCUUAGAGGGUCAGAAGAUCACACGUGUGGCGUGCGGCUCCUCUCACAGCGUGGCCUGGACUACCGUCGACGUCACCACACCCUCCGUCCACGAGCCUGUCCUCUUUCAGACUGCAAGGGACUCACUGGGAGCCUCUUAUCUUGGUGUGCCGUCAGACAGUGACCCGUCCUCGCUGAGUAAUAAGCUAAGUGGACAGAACAGCGUGAAGCCCAACCGGCCGUCUCUGGCCAAGAUUUUGCUCUCUUUGGAUGGAAAUCUAGCUAAGCAGCAGGCUCUCUCCCAUGUGCUGUCUGCUCUGCAGAUAAUGUAUGCCAGAGAUGCAGUGGUGGGAGCCCUGAUGCCAGCUUGCAUGAUGCCGGUGGAGUGUCCAUCCAGCUCUCCUGUGCCCCCUUCAGACUGCUCAUCUGCCUCUAGUCCAUCAGAGGCUGAGGGUCCCACUCUUUCUGCUGACGCAGAGGAUCGUAUCAGCCCUAAUCCCUGGCAGGACAGCAAACGAGGGGAGGUGACCUCAUCUGAGGAUGCUAUUACUCCGUCGUCGGCUGUGACGCCCUCUGCAGCUGCAGCUUCAUCCCGACCCUUCAUCCCAGUCACAGAUGAUCCCGGGGCAGCCAGCAUCAUCGCUGAGACCAUGACCAAGACCAAAGAGGACUCGGAGUGCCAGAACAAAGCCGUAGGGCCUGAGCCGCAGUAUCUGGACGAGUUCACAAGCCUGCUGGUGCCUGAUGACACUCGGGUGAUGGUGGAUCUGUUAAAGUUGGCAGUGUCUCUGCGUUCAGGCGAGAAAGGAAAAGAAGUGCUGUCUGCUGUCCUGUCAGGCAUGGGCACUGCCUACCCACAGGUGGCUGACAUGCUGCUGGAGUUGUGUGUGACUGAGCUGGAGGACGUGGCCACUGACUCUCAGAGUGGUCGUCUGUCCUCCCAGCCUGUGGUGGUGGAGAGCAGUCACCCAUACACUGACGACACCUCCACCAGUGGAACAGUUAAAAUACCAGGUGCUGAAGGACUGCGUGUGGAAUUUGAUCGACAGUGCUCCACAGAAAGGAGGCAUGACCCUUUGACUGUCAUGGAUGGAGCCAAUAGAAUUGUAUCUGUUCGAUCAGGCCGUGAAUGGUCAGACUGGUCCAGUGAGUUGAGAAUUCCAGGAGAUGAGCUAAAGUGGAAGUUCACCAGUGACGGCUCUGUGAAUGGCUGGGGCUGGCGCUUCACUGUGUAUCCCAUCAUGCCUGCUGCUGGUCCUAAAGACCUCCUGUCUGACCGCUGCAUCCUGUCCUGUCCCUCUAUGGAUUUGGUUACCUGCCUGCUGGACUUUCGUCUUAACUUUGCAUCCAACCGCAGCAUUGUGCCCAGACUUGCUGCUUCCCUCGCAGCCUGUGCUCAGCUCAGUGCUUUAGCUGCUGGACACCGCAUGUGGGCCCUGCAGAGAUUACGUAAACUCCUGACUACUGAGUACGGACAGUCUAUCAACAUAAACCGCCUGCUUGGAGACAGUGAAGGAGAGGCUCGUCCAAUGAGUUUUACAGGCAGUGCCCUGGCUGCCCUGGUGAAGGGGCUUCCUGAAGCUUUACAGAGGCAAUAUGAGUAUGAAGACCCCAUCGUCAGAGGAGGCAAACAGCUUCUUCACAGUCCCUUCUUUAAGGUACUGGUGGCACUUGCUUGUGAUCUGGAGCUGGACACUCUGCCCUGCUGUGCUGAGACCCAUAAGUGGGCGUGGUUCCGCCGUUACUGCACUGCCUCCAGGGUGGCUGUGGCUCUGGACAAGAGAACACCCUUGCCCCGCCUUUUCCUGGAUGAGGUUGCUAAGAAAAUUCGGGAGCUGAUGGCAGACCAUGAAAACAUGAAUGGACUACAUGAAAGUCAUGAACUGUUUAAGAGGGAGCAUGAUGAACAGCUGGUACAGUGGAUGAACAGACGACCAGACGACUGGACUCUUUCAGCAGGUGGUAGUGGAACCAUCUACGGCUGGGGCCACAACCAUCGGGGCCAGCUGGGUGGUAUUGAAGGUGCAAAGGUCAAAGUUCCCACACCUACAGAGGCCCUGGCCACACUGCGGCCUGUUCAGCUCAUCGGUGGAGAGCAGACACUAUUUGCAGUCACUGCUGAUGGGAAGCUGUACGCCACAGGUUAUGGAGCUGGAGGACGUCUGGGCAUCGGAGGCACGGAAUCGGUCUCUACCCCAACCUUACUGGAGUCCAUCCAGCACGUUUUCAUCAGGAAGGUGGCGGUGAAUUCAGGGGGGAAGCACUGCCUGGCACUGUCCUCAGAGGGAGAGGUCUACUCCUGGGGAGAGGCAGAGGAUGGCAAACUGGGUCAUGGGAACAGAAGCCCGUGUGAUCGCCCGCGAGUAAUCGAGUCUCUGCGGGGAGUGGAGGUGGUGGACAUUGCUGCUGGAGGGGCGCACAGCGCCUGCAUCACAGCCAGUGGAGAACUCUACACCUGGGGUAAAGGACGCUACGGGCGGCUCGGCCACGGAGACAGCGAGGACCAGCUCAAACCUAAACUGGUGGAUGCUUUGCAGGGUCACAGAGUGAUUGAUGUGGCAUGUGGAAGUGGCGAUGCUCAGACUUUGUGUUUGACCGAUGAUGACAUGGUGUGGUCGUGGGGGGAUGGAGACUAUGGAAAGCUGGGCCGGGGAGGCAGUGACGGCUGCAAAGUGCCUAUGAAGAUUGACUCUCUAACUGGAUUGGGGGUGGUGAAAGUGGAGUGCGGAUCUCAGUUCUCUGUAGCUCUCACAAAGUCUGGAGCUGUUUACACAUGGGGAAAAGGUGAUUAUCACAGGCUGGGCCACGGUUCAGAUGACCACGUCCGCAGACCUCGGCAGGUCCAGGGUUUGCAGGGCAAAAAAGUAAUCGCCAUCGCAACCGGCUCCCUCCACUGUGUGUGUUGCACUGAAGAUGGUGAAGUCUACACGUGGGGUGAUAAUGACGAGGGGCAGCUGGGUGAUGGGACCACCAAUGCCAUCCAGAGGCCCAGACUGGUGGCAGCACUGCAGGGCAAGAAGAUCAACAGGGUAGCCUGUGGCUCUGCUCACACUCUUGCCUGGUCCACUAGCAAGCCCACCAAUGCUGGCAAGCUCCCUGCUCAGGUUCCUAUGGAGUACAACCAUCUGCAAGAAAUCCCCAUCAUGGCUCUGAGGAACAGGCUGCUGCUGCUUCACCACAUCUCUGAGCUCUUCUGCCCCUGCAUCCCCAUGUUUGACCUGGAGGGACGCCUGGGCCAGACUGGGCAAGGUCCCUCUGUGGGCUUUGAUACACUCCGGGGCAUCCUCAUCUCACAGGGCAAGGAGGCUGCGUUCCGUAAGGUGGUGCAAGCUACAAUGGUAAGAGACCGGCAACACGGGCCAGUAGUGGAGCUCAACAGAAUACAGGUAAAGCGUUCUCGAAGUAAAGGUGGUCUAGCUGGGCCAGAUGGCACCAAGUCUGUGUUUGGGCAAAUGUGUGCCAAGAUGAGCUCCUUCAGCCCUGACAGUCUCCUGCUGCCUCACCGGGUCUGGAAGGUCAAGUUUGUAGGUGAGUCAGUAGAUGACUGUGGAGGAGGCUAUAGUGAGUCUAUAGCAGAGAUGUGUGAGGAGCUGCAGAACGGUCUCACUCCUUUGCUUAUCGUCACUCCUAACGGCCGAGACGAAUCUGGAGCCAACAGAGACUGCUUCCUGCUCAACCCAGCCGCCAAGAGCCCUCUCCACAUGAGCAUGUUCCGCUUUUUAGGAGUGCUCCUGGGUAUAGCUAUUCGAACAGGCAGUCCGCUCAGUUUGUACCUUGCUGAACCUGUGUGGAAGCAGCUUGCUGGCAUGAAUCUGACAAUCGCUGAUCUCAGUGAGGUGGAUAAGGACUUCAUCCCUGGCCUGAUGUAUAUCAGAGAUAACGAGGCAUCAGCAGAGGAGUUUGAGGCCAUGCCGCUGCCCUUCACUGUGCCCAACGCCUGUGGUCAAGAAGUGCAGCUCAGCUCCAAAUACUCGCACAUCAGUCUGGAGAACCGUGCAGAAUAUGUGCGCCUCGCAAUCAACUACAGGCUGCAUGAGUUUGAUGAGCAGGUGGCUGCAGUGAGGGAGGGUAUGGCCCGGGUGGUGCCUGUUCCUCUACUCUCUCUCUUCACAGGCUAUGAGCUGGAGACCAUGGUUUGUGGCAGUCCUGACAUUCCGCUGCAUUUGCUGAAGUCUGUAGCCACUUACAAGGGGGUGGAGCCCACAGCUCCACUCAUCCAGUGGUUCUGGGAGGUGAUGGAGUCCUUCUCCAACACGGAGCGCUCACUCUUCCUCAGGUUUGUGUGGGGACGCACGCGACUGCCCCGGACUAUCGCAGAUUUCCGAGGACGAGAUUUUGUGGUUCAGGUUCUGGACAAGUACAACCCCCCAGACCACUUCCUCCCAGAGUCGUACACCUGCUUCUUCCUGCUCAAACUGCCUCGUUACUCCUGUAAGCUGGUCCUGGAGGAGAAGCUGAAGUACGCCAUCCAUUUCUGCAAGUCCAUCGACACUGACGACUACGCCCGCAUCGCUCUGAGCGGUGAGCCGGCAGCCGACGACAGCAGCGACGACUCUGACAACGAGGACGCCGAUUCCUUUGCCUCUGACUCCACACAGGACUACCUAACCGGACACUGACGUCUGCGUGUCACUCACACACACACACGGCCACGCACACUCUCGCGCACACACACUCCCCUUUCUGAAGAAGGAUGGAUCCCAUGGGGAGUCAUAAUAUGCUGCCAAGCAAUGAUAAGAAACAAAUACACACACAAAAAAAGAACUGAUGACUGAUGAUGUUUUAAGCUCACUGAAAUACACACACAAACACACACACACAUGUACUACCGUGACUAAAAUGAAGAGACUAUCUUUAUGUGCAAUUAGCUUUGAAAGCACUACAAGCUGGUGAAGAUUUUUUUUUUGUUUAUUUUAAAAAAAAAGAGAGAGAGAGAGAGAGAGAGAGAGAGAGAGACACAGGUCGAGGGGUAAAACUGCACACAUGAAUGUUUGUAGAUGUUGUGUUUAUAUAUUUUAUGACUGCGGACAGACAGGCCGCCUAGCCUAGCACUGUGGUAGACGACCCCUGACACUCUCUGUGCAUCCUCCCUCCCCCCCAAAUGCCCCGCUUUAUCCUAUCAUUUAAAAAACAUCAAACAGCAUUUCCUCAUCCUCCUUCUCAAAAAAACAAUUAGCAGUAUUUCUUUCUAAGAAUCUUUUUAACUUUGAACUGUAAGAGUAGUGCUCAUUUGACUCAAUGACUCAGUUUGUGUCAAUGGGAGCUCGUUCAGGGGUUGUUUUUAGGUCGUCGGUCACUGUAAUCAGUUUCCUCCUCCCCUCCAUCUCAAUGUGUGUCUGCACUGGCUUCCUGAUGGACUGUAAAUAAUAAUAAUGAUAAUAAUAAUAAUAAUAAUAAUAAUAAUAAUAAUAAUAUUGUGCCAUGUGUUCAUAAGAUGUCUCAUUCCCGUGUAAUAAAUAAAUGUUAAUAAAUUUCUGUUAAAAAAAUGAAA
Molecule: messenger RNA, 15690 nt
Organism: Astyanax mexicanus (Mexican tetra)
Lineage: Eukaryota; Metazoa; Chordata; Actinopteri; Characiformes; Acestrorhamphidae
Gene: herc2
Product: HECT and RLD domain containing E3 ubiquitin protein ligase 2
Exons: 94
Coding region: 293-14818 (4841 amino acids)
Biological process (GO): protein ubiquitination
Cellular component (GO): cytoplasm; membrane
Molecular function (GO): zinc ion binding; ubiquitin protein ligase activity
Source: RefSeq, a predicted model, not a curated record